Phalacrocorax carbo (great cormorant) is the source of this 2969-nucleotide messenger RNA. Lineage: Eukaryota; Metazoa; Chordata; Aves; Suliformes; Phalacrocoracidae. The record is from RefSeq and is a predicted model, not a curated record.
UCACUUCCUCAAGACCAGCCUUUCUGGAACAGAUCAGUUUUUGGUGGGCUGCUGUACAAGGGGUAGACUGGCUCUCUGAGACCUUUCUAGUGGAAGCUGGAGUGACAAAACCAGCGUGCAGAGGAGCUGAGGGAAAUUGGAGAGACUGUAAGUUGACAAAAGGACAGGAACAUUUUGAGGAAGGGUGAAAUAGGAAGAAAUAAGAAGUGAAACAAUAAAGACAAAGAGGAAGAACAGUGCCAGGAGGGCUGGUCCUUGAAACUGCUGCAUGAUGGGAGAAGCCUCUGUUUGGAAAGAGCCAACCUGGGCUUGGUCUUGUCUAUAAGUAUUUUCCACACAGUGCUGAUCACAGCAUGCUUCCUCUUUCAAACUGCAACUGGAGUCUUGAUUCAGUUAAGACACAGAGGAACUGAUGCAAGGAAAGAGACGCUGAGGCAUGGGAUGACAUGGAGACAGAACCAUUUUGGACCUGAAGAUCAGAUAGUGCUUGUGGUAUCCCUCUGUGCUGCUCCUAACCUUUGGAUAAAAGGACAACUCGUGCCAGUGAAAUUUCAGCUCUCCCGUCUCUCUUCAUAAUGUUGACUUCACAAGCUUCAGAGGGUCUGGUAGCUGUACUGAUUGCUGAUGGUGUAUUUUUCCUGCUGCAAGGAACAUACUGGUGACCGGCAGACCAUACUGGGAACCUUACCAUUGAAGGCAGAGUUCUAUACUUCAAAGAGGGUGAAAAUGCCAAAAAGUUGUUCCAGCAGUUCUCCAGCCUGUCCUCCCAUAUCCAAAUCCUGAUGUGAAAUGAAUACAGACUUGCACAAACUCCUUUUUGACAUUUCUGAGGCUUUGGUCACAGAAGAACUGGCAGGUCUGAAGUUCCUCAGCCUGGAUCAUGUCCCCAUGAGGAAGCUGGAAGCCAUCCAGGAGCCCAAGGCCUUCUUCAACGUGCUACAGGAGAAAGGCAUGAUCGAGGUGGGAAACCUGUUCUUCCUGAAGGAGCUGCUUUACCAGAUCAAUCGGAUGGACCUCCUGGCUGCCCAGCUGGGCUCCAGCCGAGAGGAGAUGGAGAGAGAGCUUCGGAUCCCAGGCAGGGCAAAGGUGUCAGCCUACAGGCGACUGCUAUAUGGAAUUGCUGAGGACUUGACUCCAGAUGAUGUCAAGUGUGUGAAGUUCCUGCUCCAAAACCAAAUACCAAAGAACAAGCUCCAGGAUAAUGCUUCCAUGUUGAAGGUCUUACUGGAAAUGGAAAGAAAUGGGAUAAUUACAGAAGAUAACCUGGCAACGCUGAAAGAUGUAUUCAAGAAAUUUAGAGCUGACAUAAAGAAAAAAAUUGAUACCUAUGAAGAAACAAAAAAAGAAUAUGAUUCUAAGGAAGAACUCUACUAUCCAGUGCCUGUGUCUGUGCAUCCAGCAGGACAAGGAGCAGGGGGGAAGACACCACAACAGCUUGUGGAAACAUAUAAGAUGGAAAAUAACCCCCAUGGUUACUGUGUGAUUCUUAACAACCACAGUUUUAAAAAUCCACGUGAAGACAGAGAAGGAACAAUGAAAGAUGGAGAGGCUGUGAAGAGGGUCUUUAAGUGGCUUCAGUUUGAGACAGUUGAGCAUAUGGAUCUAGAAGCAGAGCAAAUGUAUGCGAAAGUUAAAGAAUACAGCAAAAAAGAUCAUAGUAACAUGGACUGUUUUGUUUGCUUCAUUUUUUCCCAUGGUGAAAAAGACAAAAUAAAAGGCGUUGAUCAUGAGUUUGUAAAUAUUAAAGAUUUACUCUCCUGCUUCAGUGGAUCUAAUUGUCCUUCUCUUGCUGGCAAACCCAAGCUGUUUUUCAUCCAGGCUUGCCAAGGCUCUGUAGGUCAUCCAGCUGUCACAGUAAAAGAAGACUUUCCUGGUGAUCUUGAGAAGGAUGCUACCCCUGUGACUUCCAUUCCUGAUCAGGCUGAUAUUCUGGUUGGCAUGGCUACAGUGGAAGACUAUGAGUGCUACCGCUGUACAAAGACUGGCAGUGUUUACAUUCAAUGCCUCUGUGACAAGAUGGAGUUGCUUUGCCCACUCCACAAAGAUGUCCUAACCAUCCUGACAGAAGUGAACAAGGAAGUGGGAAGAAGAGUAUUAAAGGGAUGGAAGCAGAUGCCAAAGAUAACAUCAACGCUGCGGAAGCAAUUGAUCUUCCAAAUUCCACAAUGUUUGUCAACUGAACAGUAGGAAAAUAAGAAUACACUCAGUUAGGAAUCACACCUGGAAUAGGCUUCACAGCGAAGAGAAUUUGCAAAAGAAAUUAUCUGGAUCUGUGUAGGUAGCCCCAGUCCUUCAAGGGGCCAUGGGACCUAAAUUUUCCAAUUCCCAUGUUUAAUCAGUCUCCAGGCACCUGGAUCUGUAGCAGUCUGGUAAGGCCACGGCGGAGUACAGAUCUGGCUUUCUGUCCUGCAGAAGCAGCGGAGUCUGUUCAGCCUGGGUUUCAAGUGAGGAAGCAUUUUAGAAAUGCCAGUGGAAGUCCCAUUUCUGUCCGAGUUGUUUUAAGUCAUGGAAAUCUGAAGAAAAGAACAGAUAGGUUCAGAAUGCUAGAUCCCUUGCCAGGGAACAUGUGUAAGAUUGUAACUGAUUUACAGGGAGGUGAAUCAUUGGCUGUCUCUGGAAGCUGUAUAAUUUUUCAUGGAAAACAACAUCAUUGCAGAAGGACCAAAAAAAGAUUAUUAUGAUAAUACAAGUUUGGUUCUUUUCCUCCAAAUACUUGGUGUGCUUUAUGUUAUUAAUUUACUUGGCUAAACAGCAUUGAUGGUUAGCUUUUUUUAAUAGUAAGGGCUCUAAUUGUGCUUUUUCUCAGAGCUCUUAGGGGACAGUUUGUUUAGAAUGGCUGUCGACUGCUGGAAGGAAGGUUCCACUACAUUAAGUCCGCUCCUAUGAGAUGCUUUCUUCUCCUGGCAACUGACUCUAUCUCCUCUGGACUCCUGUUUCUAUUGUAAUAAAUACUUUUGGUUUUCACAUCA